Messenger RNA from Amaranthus tricolor (Joseph's coat), 2701 nucleotides. RefSeq lists its product as uncharacterized. Bases 606 to 2477 code for a protein of 623 amino acids. Lineage: Eukaryota; Viridiplantae; Streptophyta; Magnoliopsida; Caryophyllales; Amaranthaceae. The record is from RefSeq and is a predicted model, not a curated record. The transcript is spliced from 3 exons.
AUUCAAUUGCUUCCGUUAAUUAUCUAUUGUCAUUUCUCCAAACCCCAAAAUUGUUUGUUCUUUCUUUCACUCUCUUCCCCUUUUUCUUUCCUUUUCUUACUAUCUUUUUCUAUUUUUCUGUGAUCGAGCUUCAAUGGUUUCCGUGUAACGAUCUCCAAAAGCUUGAUAGUUCCUCAAUGUCUCCAUCCUUUUAUGGUUUUUGGACUAUAUAAGGGUUGCCAAAUUAAGAUGCUUCAAAUGUUCAUUUAUUUACAUCAAGUUUGGUUGACUUUACGUAACCAGCAUGUAUAUUAUAGCUCCUGCUCAGGAUUGGUUUACUGAAGAAUUUUCCUGCCAUGAAGUUUGUGAAACUGUUGUGCGUUGGGAUGAACAGGUUUAGUAUUAGGUUUGUCCUAAACUUGGCCUGAAUUAGGCUUUUACUUGGUCAGCACCUAAUUAAUAUGGAUAGGGCAGACACUUCUGGUUUUGUAAGUGGUGGAAGUUUCUUGUUGAAGGCUCUAGUUGUCACUGGUUUACUUUUUUUGAUUGCAAUAGAAGCUUGUGGCUGAAACCAUACAUCUAGUAUUUGUACUAUUUCUUCUUUCUCGAGGUAUAAGCUGCUGAAGAUGGAUAUGAAUGAAAAGGGGUUCUCUUACUCUAAUGACUUUCCUAGUAAUGAUAACUUUGGUGAUACCGCUUUGAGAUUGGACUGUCUUGGCUAUGGAAGGAGCAAUGGUUCCCAAAUUUUGAAUACAUCAAUGACUCUGGAUGGUGGUUGCAGACUGUUACUUGGAUUGGGCCCAACACCAAGGGCAUAUUCAGAAGAUAAACAGACAAAAGGAUUAUCUUCAUCAUUGUUCCAAGGGGUGUCAGGUGAUGAUGAUUCAAUCUUGAAAUUGGGACUUUCUGGAGAAAAUAGAAAUUUGUUUGGAUCUCUUGAAUUUUCAUCUUCAACAAAUACUGAUUUGAAUUCACAUCUUUUCACAUGUCAAGUAUCUGCAGCUGACCCUAAAUACACUAUUCCUGUGGCUGAUGAGGGCUCCACGUCUGCUAAGCAAUCAGGUGGUUAUAUGUCGUCUCUUCUUUUGGGUCCUAAAAGUGUUUGCAAACUACCCCCGGUGCAGUUGUGGGAUGCUUUUGAUAUUGGCUCUAAAUCCCCCUCUGAACCAUCUCAGUUUGUUUCGGAGCCUUCUAAUGCAACAAGCUGCACUGCGGGUACUAUAUCUGAGAAUUCGGCUACUCUUACAUCUGUGGAAAAUAGACCACAUAAUACAAAAAGAUGCCGUUUUAUGGGAUGUACAAAAGGAGCUCGAGGAGCAACGGGUUUAUGCAUUGGUCAUGGUGGUGGCCAGAGAUGCCAAAAACCUGGCUGUAACAAAGGUGCAGAAAGCCGUACUGCGUACUGCAAGUCCCAUGGAGGAGGCAGGAGAUGCCAGCAUUUAGGAUGCACUAAAAGUGCUGAGGGAAAGACCGAUUACUGCAUUGCUCAUGGUGGGGGCCAUCGAUGUGGUUAUCCUGGAGGUUGCUCUAAAGCAGCACGUGGUAAAUCAGGGCUUUGUAUUCGUCAUGGUGGAGGUAAAAGAUGUAAGGUGGAAGGAUGCACUAGAAGUGCUGAAGGCCGUGCUGGUCUUUGCAUCUCUCAUGGAGGUGGUAGGCGUUGCCAAUUUCUAAAUUGUACGAAGGGUGCUCAAGGCAGCACUAUGUUCUGCAAAGCACAUGGAGGGGGUAAGCGAUGCAUAUUUGCUGGUUGUACGAAGGGUGCUGAGGGGAGCACUCCAUUGUGCAAAGGACAUGGUGGUGGUAAGAGAUGUAUGUUUGAAGGUGGUGGGAUCUGUCCCAAGAGUGUUCAUGGAGGCACAAACUUCUGUGUUGCUCAUGGAGGUGGGAAGAGGUGUUCUGUUCCUGGAUGCACAAAGAGUGCACGCGGCCGCACAGAUUGCUGUGUGAGGCAUGGUGGUGGGAAGCGAUGCAAAGUUGAAAACUGUGGGAAGAGUGCCCAAGGGAGCACCGACUUCUGCAAAGCCCAUGGAGGUGGGAAACGGUGCAGCUGGAGUCUUGGCAAAUGUGACAAGUUUGCUCGCGGUAGAAGUGGGCUAUGUGCAGCCCACAGUAGCAUGGUUCAGGAUAGAGAAAACAGGCGAGGCAUAAUUGCAGCUGGUUUGUUCCAUGGGCUUGUGUCAACGACUUCUUCAACUAUUGCGAGUAGCCUGGACAACAAGAAUUCUUCUUCGGUAGUGAGUGUUGUAUCUGAUUGUGAAGAUUCAUCAGGAAGGCCAGCUAAAAGGCAGCAUCUUAUCCCCCCAGAGGUUCUAGUUCCCCUGUCAAUGAAAUCUACCUCAUCUUAUUCAACGCAGGCAACGGAUAAACAGAACAAUCAAUGGAGUGUUAAUAACGGAAAUGAAAGUUUUCAAUUUAUAAUUCCCGAGGGUAGAGUCCAUGGUGGAGGCCUUAUGUCAUUGCUCGGUGGAAAUCUUAGUAAUUUCGUGCAUGGGGUAUGAAGCGUAAAGAAACAAUGUUAUUUGUAUUAUCUGUUACUAGUUCAUCCAAGGUUUUCUUCUAUCCAUUCCCCCUUGUAAUUUUCUUGUAAUUGUGUAUGUGUAUAUAUCUGUAAGUUCUAUCACUUCAUGUACAAAUAGUUCUGUGAAACCAAUGUACUUAUUUUGAUGGUGGCAUUCACCCUUGGAUUAUUUGUGAGUACUAAAAAUUUGGAUACCUUCAUUGA